Athene cunicularia (burrowing owl) is the source of this 1275-nucleotide messenger RNA. RefSeq names its product general transcription factor IIIA (gene GTF3A). Bases 1 to 1224 code for a protein of 407 amino acids. Lineage: Eukaryota; Metazoa; Chordata; Aves; Strigiformes; Strigidae. The transcript has 10 exons. Gene Ontology annotation, cellular component: nucleus. The record is from RefSeq and is a predicted model, not a curated record.
AUGGCUCGACACCAGGCAGCAAGCGGAGGACUGUCUCUGGUGCGUGAGGGAACGGAGAAGGCACCGCGGAUCGGGGCUGCUUUCGGCACCACGCUCUCAGUCAUCUGCUCCUUCCCCGACUGCGACGCCACCUUCGCCAAGGCCUGGCGGCUGGACGCGCACCUCUGCCGGCACACGGGCGAGGUGAGCGGGGCCGGGCGGCGCUGGCGGCCCGAGGGAGCGGCUGCCCCCGAGGGGUUCCCGCUUGCGUCUGCCCGUCAGCAGAGACCGUAUGUUUGCGAUUACGAAGGCUGCGGUAAACGUUUCACGAGAGAUUUCCACCGCGCUCGACACCUUCUUACGCACACGGGGGAAAAGCCGUUCGAGUGCACAGCUGAUGGAUGCAAUCAGAAAUUUGGAACAAAAUCAAACUUAAAGAAGCAUACUGAGCGCAAGCAUCAAUAUCGGCAAAAGCAAUAUGUGUGCAACUUUGAAGGCUGUAACGAGUCAUUCAGGAAACAUCAACAACUUAAAGUUCAUCAGUGUCACCACACCAAUGAACCUCCCUUCAAAUGUAAUAACGAAGGAUGUGGAAAGUACUUUUCUACUCCAAGCCGACUGAAACGUCAUGAGAAGAUACAUGAAGGCUAUGCAUGCAAGAAAGAAAACUGCUCAUAUACUGGCAAAACUUGGACAGAGCUUCAGAAACAUAAGAAAGAAAGUCAUCCAGAGCCAAUAGUUUGCAGUGAGUGUUACAAAACUUUUAAACGGAAAGAUUACCUCAAGCAGCAUCAAAAAACACAUGCUGUGGAGAGGGAAGUCUGCCGAUGCCCGAGAGAAGGAUGUGGGAGAACUUACACAACUGUAUUUAACCUUCAAAGCCAUAUCCUCUCUUUUCAUGAGGAGAAAAAACUAUUCUCUUGUGAUUACCCAGGCUGUGGAAAAGCGUUUGCAAUGAAGCAGAGCCUAGCAAGGCACACAGUCGUACAUGACCCUGAGAAGAGGAAGCUGAACUUGAAGGCAAAGCGUUCUCGUCCUAAGAGGAGCUUAGCCUCUCGUCUGAGCGGCUACAUUCCUCCUAAAAUGCAGCCAGGAAAGGAUGUGGUUGUGACAGAAAGCAAGGCAAUGGAUAAGCCCACGGAAAAUGGAAUACCAAAUUCUGACUCUGUAGUGGAAGUUAACGGAGACAACAUUCUUCAUGGAAUGACCAAUACAAAGCUCAACAAUAGCUUUAUUUUUUUUUAAUAAUAAUUUAAUACUGUUUACACCUCUUCAUAAAGUCAUGGAUGCAACUCA